UUGAUGGUAUUCAAUUAUAUAAUGAACUUCUUUGUCAUAUGAAUAAGUUAAUUAAAUUUACAUUUAAUAUUCAGACAAUUGUUUAUAGACGUAAUAAUAAUAUUAGUUUUUCAUCAAAUGAAGAUAUUCAACGUAGUUUUAUUGGAAAAGAAAUAUAUAAACAAAUUGAUUCAUAUAUUAAUAUUAAUUCACGUAUCCAAUCAAAAUGUCAUAUUUAUUCACUUCCAUAUCAAUUCGAAUAUUUACUUGAAAUCAAUAAUUCUUUUCCAGGAGGCAUGUUUCAUUCAGUUCGAUAUUUGGUAGUUAUUGAUGUGAUUCCUUUUGAAUAUCAAUUCUUUCAAAUUAUCUCUCAUGAUAUACCUUUUAUCGAAAUUUUGCAUAUACGUAAUAAUAAACCACAAAAAUAUAAACAGUAUUCAUCUACUGAAUUAAUUACUUUUCAUCAUCUUAAACAUCUUGAUCUAAGAUUGGCACAUGACGAUUAUGCUGAACAAUUUCUCUUGAAGAAAGUAAGUUAUCUACCUUAUUUAUUUAACCUUGACAUCAAAUAUGAAUCACUUAUAAUGAUAACAAACAAUUUUACCAUUGAUACAACAUAUUUUAACUUUAGUAGAGUCAAAGAUCUUGAUCUAGAUCAAUCAUUUUCUUCAGAAAAAUGUCACCAAUAUUUUCCUAUGUUAUAA
Molecule: messenger RNA, 683 nt
Organism: Adineta steineri
Lineage: Eukaryota; Metazoa; Rotifera; Eurotatoria; Adinetida; Adinetidae
Source: the annotation of a GenBank genome assembly